GACCGACCAACUUCCUUCCCAAUGUCAUCAUAGCUGGUCGAUCUACGAAGAACAAAGAUUCCCCGAGAUCACCAAGUUCAGUGUUCUGUAGCAUGCUCAAACCAAGAUUGUUGUGGAAUCAUGAACUCCGAUUCCUCUUCCUCGGCAUUUACAGCGACAUCUCAGUCGCAGAUCCAAGCAUCUCGAAAGUGCUCCAGAAAGACAUAAAAGGGCACCUCAAUCCUUAGGUUGAUUCUUUAUCAAAACACAGAAGCACCAGCUCAAUCACUACUUCGAUUCGUCGUCCCAGAUACAUCUUGCAACUCCAGCACCGCCCAAGUCACAUCCGUCACAAUGCGCUUCCUGUCCUGCGUCUCUGCUGCCCUGGUGGCCAUCUUCGCGUCUACCACCUAUGCGGUCCCCAUCAACGGUGGUGUUAACUGCACUCAACUCGAACAGCAGAUCGCCACUCUACAGCAGGGGGUGAGCACGGCCAACGGUACAAGCCCGGAAGGAGUCCAGGCUGCUCAGCAGCUUCUGUACGGUGCGAGGCUCGUGCAGGCCACUGAGUGCACCAACUCUGCGCCGGUCAAGCGAUUCUUCCCUUCUCCUACUGGUCCGGUGAGUGGAACAACCUCACUACCUCCCAUCCCCGGAUUUAACGGCACGGUUCCACUUCAUUAAUUGAUGUCGGUAAGUUGAAGCAUCCAGCCCUAAAAGCCUCC
Messenger RNA from Aspergillus aculeatus ATCC 16872, 704 nucleotides. RefSeq lists its product as uncharacterized. The coding region runs from base 334 to 663 and encodes 109 amino acids. Lineage: Eukaryota; Fungi; Ascomycota; Eurotiomycetes; Eurotiales; Aspergillaceae. The record is from RefSeq and is a predicted model, not a curated record. The transcript is spliced from 5 exons.